UGGAAGUAGAAAAGAGUUGAUGAGUGAGUUUCCGUCAAGCGGUGGCCACGCACUCGCAAGUCCUCACGUGCACACAAACAGUGACGGUGUGUGUGUUCGCGGAAACAGGUUGCAUCGAGGGACAUAAGCUGGUCUUCAACACAUGGCGUGUUGCAUAAUAAAUACAAUGUUAGAUCGGUUAGUUCAGAAUGUUUCACCACCAAGUGCGGACGUCAUCCCCGUCAUACACUCUUCAGCUGUUGAUCUGCGAUAUCGCCGAAAUCUCUAGAGCUGCUUCAUCCCGCCCAACGCGUGGUAGCUGCACAGACACAGAAACUGCAUUGUUUGUCAUCACGGAGAAGAUGUUGUUGGGAACCCCCCGAAGUGUGCAGCGGAGGUGUACGGACACCGUGCGACUACCGUCACCGCGACGAAUGGCCGCCCAGUUCGCCCGUUUAAUGUGGAAGCGCAGUUCGUCAAUUUCACGACCCUAUCUGCGGUCACCUGAUUACCCAUGGGACGUCUGUACUAGGGACUAACUGAAUUUUUGCGUGCACAGUGCCUACCCGGACUGCUUUCACAGCAUCUCAGCGGCAGUGUACCAUCUACUCUUGGCAGACCAGCAUUCCGCAAGUGAUAGAGCCACCAGCCGGGACAAAGAGAGUCGUUCUAAAGGCCUACGUAAAAGCAACCACGGGUCCGCGUAUGUAGCGGGACAAGAAUCUUUUCUCUACUGGAACGCCCAUCAACAAGGCGACUUACAUGGAGGAGAACGCAUCACCCGAACGACUCAUCGACCCAAAUCGACAGACAUAACGAAAACACAACAUUGAGAAAAAGGAAGAUGAAGACACGCAGUAGAGCGGACCCGCCCUUUCGACGGCAAAAUAUGUGCCAUACCGGUCUCCCUCACCUCCUGAAGGGUGCUUUGACGUUGACAUUGGGGCAUGCUUGGCGGUUGUGAACGAGCAACCGAACCGGCCUUGCCAGCGUGUGAGAGAGCGCAUGGCUGCUUCAAGAGCAACGUCACUAUGCGGCUAGCAGCAGGCGAAUUCUGGGAAUGUGGCUGUCGUGGAAGCAAACAGCGUGAACAUGUCGUUGUUUAUUAACAUUUCGACUGCCAGAAGGAAACGGAUGGCACUUUACUGACUUUAGACAGGCACUGUUCCAUGGGAGGGCAUGUCAACGUAAAAAGACACCCCAUGACAUGGCCGUGAGGCGAGGGCACUCGGGACCUGUAGUACCCCAACCCGAUGUUUAAGAGAAGAAUGCAGCACUAAGUUAGAAGGGGUAUGUUCUACAGAGAACGGGUGGUGCGGGCAACGAUUGAUAAGUUCCUGUCAAUUGAGGCCAGCUUCAUCUUGUCAUGGCUCAUCUCUGAGAGAUACCGCCUCGCAAUGGAACGCCACGUUCGACAUUGAGGCAUUCUGUCCCCCCCGCAAUCUGGAUAAUCAGUGCACCGUGGCUGGCCAAUGUAAUGUGUAUGAGGCGACCUGGGAAGCGGAAGCGUAGCAUUACCGACCUGUAUUUUUACGCACUCUUGCGCAAGCACUGAGGGUGGCUCCUGUGCCGCGUCUCUGGUGCCUCUGUUCGGCCUUCUCUCCGGUCCUCUCUCGUGCGGGCGUUAUUUGCAGGAAUAAACGCAGUUCGUGUAGCGGCACGACCUUUCCAAAGCCCCGCUGUUCGUGUACUUUGUCUCAGCCACUCUAUUCUAUUUUACGGCCUUCUGACGUAAAACUGGAUUCUGGUUCAACCGUGAGUGUGGUAAACUACGGUACGCGAUGGCUACAGGCACGAGACGGGUUCCAGGCGUACGAGGUUGUCACACAGCGUUCUUUGUUCCUUCUUGUUUCUCCUUUCUGACUGUCUACCCCGUCACGUGUUCGCGGUCUCCACCUGUUUGCACUAGCGAGCCACUGACAAGUCCCGAAAGAAUCGAGAAGCUGUUUGGAGCUACUGUGAGCUGGCGCCCAGUUCUCGUUAUGAGGCCGGUAGCUGAAUUGUUUUUCUCUCUAGUGUUUUUCCUCUUCUUCUCGUAUUUAGUCGCUUUUGCGUGUGCGUCCAACAAUGGAAAUUCAGCCAACGGUCAACAUGGUGACGGUGACCACGGGCAGGGUGGCGGGUCACCAGGCAGCCAGACGCUUCCCGACGCUGCUUCGGGAAACGGGGGGGCCAUGGGUCCAGACCCGUCACACCCACCUCAGACUGCAGUUCCUACAGACUGGCGAUUGCCACGACCUCUUCAGGACGCGGUCAUCGAAGAGCAACGCAGAGCAGCACUGAGGCUGCGAGAAGAAAUGGCGGCAGCGGAUGUCGCGGCAAUACUAGAGGCAAUAGACACACCGUGGCCUGAAGAAAAAGAAGGUGGAGGAGCAGAGGGAGCGCCAUUUAUAUUUGUAGACCCAUCAGGCUUCCCAGAACCCUGGAAGGUUUUGGCACCGUACUCCGUUACAGGUGGACCCCCGUUCAGCGACCCAUCCCGAGAACGCGGGGGAAAACCGAUGAUAGGCUCUGGAGUGUUAGGAUCCGUUCAGACGUCACGUCGCAGGUCACGUCACCGAAAGAAAGGGACGGAAGGUUCCGGAGGACCAGAGAAUGUGAGAAGCGAACAACCCGAAGUUGGUAGGUGGGUCUUCUUUGGUCGAUUCGACACAGUGUAG
Molecule: messenger RNA, 2639 nt
Organism: Toxoplasma gondii ME49
Lineage: Eukaryota; Apicomplexa; Conoidasida; Eucoccidiorida; Sarcocystidae
Exons: 3
Coding region: 1761-2639 (292 amino acids)
Source: RefSeq, a predicted model, not a curated record